UGUGGGAGGAGAGCAGAGGGGUGAGGACUAGACUUCACCAUUCUCGCGUAUUUUAAUUGACUUUAGAAAUCUACUGACUUGGUUUGCUGCGGAUUGGCACAAGCUUCGUUUUAAACUAACCCACGACCCAGUUGUAUUCAAGCAUAUUUUGUUUGAAGUAUGUGAUUCGAUUUGUGUUAAAUUACCCUGCAAUUAAAACAGUACUGUGCUCCCCCCCCCAUCCUGCACUGAACGCAAGCGCCGCGGUGCUGAUCACACACAGCACUUACCGGAGACGCGUCGCGGUCCUGAUCACACACAGCACUUACCAGAGACGCGUUGCGGUGCUGAUCACACACAGCACUUACCGGAGACGCGUCGCGGUGCUGAUCACACACAGCACUUACCGGAGACGCGUCGCGGUGCUGAUCACACACAGCACUUACCGGAGACGCGUCGCGGUCCUGAUCACACACAGCACUUACCAGAGACGCGUUGCGGUGCUGAUCACACACAGCACUUACCGGAGACGCGUCGCGGUGCUGAUCACACACAGCACUUACCGGAGACGCGUCGCGCAGCUCCUGUGUGUCACUCCACUGUGGAUGAAAUAAAGAGAUCCGCCGAGUUGAAAUAAACAGAACUGAAGAGUGACGUGCAGCUCCGGGUCCGAGAGAGCAUGGCAGCGGCGCAGACUCAACAAGGACUGCUCACUGCGGAGCAGACCAAAGUGGUCCUGGCGGAGGUGCUCAAGGCGCUGGGCUCCCCUGACAGCGAGGCUCGCCUGCAGGAGGCUCGCGAGAGCGCCUGUAAUGACAUGGGGAAGAUGCUGCAGUUCGUGUUGCCCGUGGCGACCCAGAUCCAGCAGGAAGUCAUCAAGUCGUACGGCUUCAGCAAUGACGGCGAAGGCGUCCUGAAAUUUGCCCGGCUCGUGAAGGUGUAUGAGACUCAGGACCCCGAGAUUGCUGCCAUGUCACUCAAACUGAAAUCCCUGUUCCUGCCGCCCAUGACACCCCCGCCCCUCGGGGGAGGAGUCCCGUCGUCCUAGGGACAGAGGGAGGAGUCCUCACAGCAGUCCCGUCUCCAGCGCGGUGCCUGUCUCCCCCUCCUGUCCUGUCGCUGUCGCUCCUCUCGCUCUCCGCAGCGGCCCUGACAUUUCCUUUGUUUAAAUUUCCUUUCAUUGCUGUUUUAUAUUAAACUCACUGAAUCUGU
Acipenser ruthenus (sterlet) is the source of this 1191-nucleotide messenger RNA. RefSeq names its product protein C10. The record is from RefSeq and is a predicted model, not a curated record. Gene Ontology annotation, biological process: post-embryonic development. The transcript is spliced from 3 exons. Bases 659 to 1027 code for a protein of 122 amino acids. Lineage: Eukaryota; Metazoa; Chordata; Actinopteri; Acipenseriformes; Acipenseridae.